AUGCACCCGGUCCUCGUCCGCGCGACCCAGCCACACACCCGCAAUGCGGAGCAACAGCGUGCGGGCACCCUAGGUCAACGGGCACGCACGUCCGCUGUCCAGUCCCCUCGAACCCCGCGGACUCUACGCAAUGCACCGCCGUCCUCGUCCGCGUGA
Molecule: messenger RNA, 156 nt
Organism: Sparassis crispa
Lineage: Eukaryota; Fungi; Basidiomycota; Agaricomycetes; Polyporales; Sparassidaceae
Exons: 1
Coding region: 1-156 (51 amino acids)
Source: RefSeq, a predicted model, not a curated record